Aspergillus luchuensis is the source of this 420-nucleotide messenger RNA. RefSeq lists its product as uncharacterized. Lineage: Eukaryota; Fungi; Ascomycota; Eurotiomycetes; Eurotiales; Aspergillaceae. The transcript is spliced from 4 exons. The record is from RefSeq and is a predicted model, not a curated record. The coding region runs from base 1 to 420 and encodes 139 amino acids.
AUGACUUCUCUAAACAGGGACUUUACAGGCUCCAAUUUCCCGGGUAGUGAUCUGCAUCAGGACGACCUUCGCACCGAGUCUUUGCAGACCCUUCAGCAGUAUAUGUCUCCACCUUCAGGAAAUUUAAUGGACUAUGAUUGGGACCAACUUCAAGAAGAAUACAUCGCUUCUAUGGAAAAGCAUGAAAAUGCUGAAAGAGACUUACGUAACCGUGUCGCCAAGUUGCUUGAGAUCUUCAUGGCGUGGUCGGAGACAACUGUUAUGCGCGAUGAAAUCAGAGCUUUAAAAAGAUUUAAGACACAAAUGAAACAUGUUCAGACCUCUGAAGAAGAUCUAGAACUGAAACGUAAACACUAUGUCGAUGUUGUGAAGGCUUUCGAAAGUGCCCUCGCUUUAUUGAACGACCGCCUCAAGUCGUAA